AUGCAGCUGCGCUGGAGCGGCCACCUGGUGCGCAUGGACGACGAGCGACUACCCAAACGACUCUUCUACGGAGACGUCGCGACGGGUUCUGGCCGUCAAGGAGGCCAAAUUCGCCGUUACAAGGAUACUCUGAAGUCCUCCCUGAAGCGUCUGCAAAUCAACCCGACCAACUGGGAAGAGCUCGCACUCGAUCGACCGACCUGGAGUAGGACAGUGAAGACAGGCGCUGCGAUCUACGAAGCCAAUCGCAUCGCUGCCGCCAAGGCGAAACGCGAAGCCCGCAAAUCCCAACUUCGCCCAGUGCGCAACACCGCCGCACAAUCGCUUCCAACGUGUCCUCGAUGUCAACGGACAUUCCGGGCUCGAAUGGGACUUGUUGGACACCUUCGGAUCAACUGUGCCUCUCGAACUGCACCAACCAUCGUCCCGCUGCCCGCCUCUUCUUCCCCUCCGCCGCCAACUAACUCUGACAUUUCUUCUCAACCACCACUUCCAUCAUCCUCCUCCCCCACUGCCCCAGCGGCGGCCUCUCAGGCGGCCGUCUCGCACAUCAACCCCGACACAACAACCGACACCACCCCCACCUCUCCCGAUUCCAGUAAUGAGGAUCAGGACUACACCUGCCCUCACUGCGAUCGCACCUUCACCUCACGCAUCGGCCUGGUCGGUCACUUGCGAAUUCAUCGCACAGAGACUGGCGAGCCAGUGCCUGGAGCACCAACCUGCACCCACCGCACUCGCCUCCAAUGCCCACACUGCCCUCGCACCUUCACUCACCGCAUGGGUCUAUUCGGCCACAUGCGCAUCCACGAGAGCGGAAUUGACCGCAACCUCGAUACACCCACCCCGCCGAGCCCCACUCCCAACUCAUCACCUUGCGCACCCACCAACCACUCCCCAACCGACAUCGACGCCGCCGACUCUACCACCCCUCACUCCUCCCCGUCCUCCUCCUCUUCCUCCUUCACUGCCACAACGACGGCCACCCCGGCGUCUGUAGCGCACGACUUCACCACAGCCGCACCUGACACAACAACAGGCACAACCCGUGCAACCUCCAUCAUCAGAGGUGAGGGCCAGGACUACAUCUGCCCUCACUGCGAUCGCACCUUCACUUCCCGCAUCGGCCUGGUCGGUCACUUGCGAAUCCAUCGCACAGAGCUUGGCGAACCAGUGCCUGGAGCACCAACCUACACCCACCGCACUCGCCUCCACUGCCCACACUGCCCUUGCACCUUCAUGCACCGCAUGGGUCUAUUCGGCCACAUGCGCAUCCACGACGACCUGCGGUAG
Spirometra erinaceieuropaei is the source of this 1293-nucleotide messenger RNA. The record is from the annotation of a GenBank genome assembly. NCBI's taxonomy places the organism in Eukaryota, Metazoa, Platyhelminthes, Cestoda, Diphyllobothriidea, Diphyllobothriidae.